This is a messenger RNA of Asparagus officinalis (garden asparagus), 1593 nucleotides long. Its product is annotated as protein SSUH2 homolog. The coding region runs from base 183 to 1448 and encodes 421 amino acids. The transcript has 6 exons. The record is from RefSeq and is a predicted model, not a curated record. NCBI's taxonomy places the organism in Eukaryota, Viridiplantae, Streptophyta, Magnoliopsida, Asparagales, Asparagaceae.
UCAACGCGUAACAUCAACGCGGACCAACCGAAGAUACAAACAAACUCACCCAUUCUCUCAUCUCUCGACAGCUUCCUUCGCUACAAAGGAAAACCCCCCUCCCAUUUAAACUCGUCGCCGCUUCACUCAGUCCAGCGAUCAAACACUUGGUCUGCACGAUUCUACACCAAAAUUAAAAUAAAAUGGAGCAGGCUCUGCUCUCAGAUCAAAAGCAAGAAGAGAGCUUGAGGUACUAUCAGUACGUUGGUAGAACCGCCUCCUUCAACGCCCCGUCGGCGAUUGGAGACGAGGUCAGCGUUGACGAGAUCCGAUCCGCUUCCGUCUUCUCUGAUCCCAACUAUUACCCGCCUUCGAUUCAUUCUGCUCUCGUCGCUUCGCCUGAAUCCGAUCCAUCUCAAGCUCUUGUUUUUCAAGGAGGAUAUGGGGAAGGUUUUCAACAAGGAUACACUUCAAAUCAAUUCGGGAGGCUAAUAUUGGAUGAGGUGGAAAUCCGGCAGCUACUUAUUGAUCAUGUUGGUCAUCGCUGUUGUUGGGCGAGCCAACCAGCUAGGAGGUGGAAAAUAUCUGCCAUUGAAGAUUGCAAUGUAUAUGUUGGAACUUUAGAAACUUUCAUAGAGGAGAGAGAAACUGUUAGGGAAACUGAGCCGUAUGCUGGUGGGGAAAUUGAUGGAAAAGGUACGGGGCUGGAACUGGGAUUGUGGGAACUGGACUUGAGGUCGGAAUUUCCUCUUCUCUUUGUACCACACAAAGAAUUGAGGGCAAAAAUUCCUCAUUCGGAAGCUAAGGAGAAAUGCUCAGGGUGUCAAGGUCGAGGAGAGAUUCCCUGUCCUACUUGUAAUGUCAGUCUAGAACCUGGGUUUUACAAGGAGAAUCAGAUGAGUCAAUGUCAUGUAUGUUAUGGGAGAGGACUGAUAGCUCAUCGAGAUGGAUCUGAUACAAUAUGCAAUAAAUGCAAUGGUAAUGGGAAGCUACCAUGUGUGAUGUGUGCCUCACGUCGAUUAAUUAAAUGCCAGACAUGCAAUGGACAAGGUUCUUUACUCACUCGAAACAUUGCUCUUGUUAGAUGGAGGACGCUCUCAAACCGCAAGGUUAGUGCCACCACUGGAGCUGCAUCGGUUCCCGAUGAGGUAUUCCACAAAGCCAGAGGCGUCCAGCUCUACAACACGCAAGCAUAUCAAUGCAAUCCUGCAUAUUUUGCUGAUUCAUAUUUGCUCAACCGCUUCUCAUCUGAAGUCAUCGCUGACCGAACUCCCAUUCCCCCUGCCUCGAGAGUCAUCUGUGAGCGUCACACAAUCUCAGUUGUGCCUGUAACACGUGUCACCAUGGCUCAUCGCAAUAAAGCCUUCAGUUUCUAUAUCAUUGGAGUUAAUAGAGAGGUAUAUAUAAGGGAUUAUCCUUCCAAGUUCUGUUGGGGCCUCUGCUGCUGUUUGGAGUGGUUGAAAGUAUAACAUUCCACCUUCAAAUUUUUAAAUUGCUGCUAUUUGUAUGUAAUUUUGUUAUGAUUUAUAUGCUUGUGUACAAUUGUUUCUGUAUUUUCAUCGUCAGUGUAUAAGAAGUUUAUAUAUGCAAUGCGUGAGUGCAUAAUUUUGGUUA